Doryrhamphus excisus (bluestripe pipefish) is the source of this 893-nucleotide messenger RNA. Its product is annotated as high choriolytic enzyme 1-like. The record is from RefSeq and is a predicted model, not a curated record. Lineage: Eukaryota; Metazoa; Chordata; Actinopteri; Syngnathiformes; Syngnathidae. Gene Ontology annotation, biological process: proteolysis. Gene Ontology annotation, molecular function: metalloendopeptidase activity; zinc ion binding.
GAGGCUUUAAAGGGAGCAGCAGCAAGAGGAGACGCACACAUCUCACACCAUGACGCUGGUCAUCUUCUCACUCCUCACGCUGCUGGUGGCCUCACAAGGCGGCUGGGCCGCGCAGGAGGAUCUGUCCGUGUCUGAGCUUCUGUGGCGGGCCAACAAAGAUGUUGUUCACACGGAGGACGAGCCUCUCGUGAUGGACGACAUCGCUUAUGACAAAGACAACGAGAAGAACGCUGACCAGUGCACUUCCAGAGGAUGCAUGUGGCCCAAAUCCAGCGACGGGAAAGUGUACGUGCCUUACGUCAUUGCCAGACAUUACUCAUCUCGUGAGCGUUCCAUCAUCGAGCGCGGCCUGACGUCCUUCCAUUCCGUCUCCUGCAUCCGCUUUGUCUCACGCUCCAACCAGAGAGACUACUUAAGCAUCCAGUCCAACAACGGCUGUUACUCGUAUGUGGGUCGCCGUGGCAACGGCCAGACCUUGUCUCUGGACCGUCAGGGCUGCAUGUACCACAGCACAGUCCAGCAUGAGCUCCUUCACGCUCUAGGCUUCAACCAUGAGCAGUGUCGGUCCGACAGGGACAACCACAUCAAAAUCCUGUGGGGGAACAUCCAGUCUGGUUGGGAGUACGCCUUUGACAAGAUGAACACACUCAACAUGAACACACCAUACGACUACAACUCUGUCAUGCAGUACCAUAGGUACGCCUUCUCUGGCAACAACAAGCCCACCAUGCAGCCCAUCCCCAACCCUAACGUCAGCUUUGGCAACGCUAGCCAGAUGAGCAAGAACGACAUUGCCAGACUGAACACCUUGUACAAGUGUUAAGCGCAGGCAGCGACAUCAAUUCUCAUUCAUAUGCAACUGUAGAACAUUAAAGGGCCCAUGUGCAUAAUCA